AUGGAGACCGAGUGUCCUGUGGACUCGUGUGCUUCAAUAGAACGCAGUUUUAAAUCCAUUGUGCUGGAUCACGGAGAUACCAAUCAGUGCAUACCUGAUUUUCCAUCAUACAUUCGGAAGGUGAUUGUUGUGGGAAAAUUGGCCUUGUCCGAAGAAGAUAUACGAAAAUUUUACUUGACUAGGGUUUAUUUGGAGUAAGUUUUUGAACUAUUUUUUUGAAGUUUAGGUUUGUCUUUGAAAGGAUCUUAAUUAAAUAUGAAUGACGUGUUUGUUAUAGCUAAAAAGAUUUUUUUAAAAUUUGAGUGGAAUGUAGGACUUAAAGAUGACAUUUUUUAGCGAUUGCGACCUUUACAAUUUGUGUUUAAAGGAAAGCUCUAAGCCUACAGUGGUACAACCAACUUCAGAAUCGUGUCAACGCUACGCAGGUUGGACUAAUUAUUAUAAAGUAGCUAAACUUGACGAUCCUGAGAUAGUUGAAGACAUGUCAGAUGAUGGUAAGUUUUUUGUCUUUGUCUUGUUCUAAAAAACAUAUUGUAUGCUUGAUGCUGCUAAGGUAAGGAAUGUUAUAGCGUACACUCUUCAGUUACGCCAAUGUUAUACAUUUAAAAAAAUGGCAGAUGUAAAAAUAAUUAUUAUAAGUUUUUGUAACAGUAAUUUUUUUUAAAUUUUUUAAUUUAGAAGAUAAUUUUUUAAUUUAGAAGAAACAAAAGCAAUGAAAGAGAUGAAUUUACCUCAAAAUUUUGGAGGCAGCAAUAAAAUGGCAUUAAAACAGAGGAUAAAGAAGUUUUUAGUUGAAGUAUGUUUAUUAACUUUUUAAGUUAAGAAAUGUUAUUUAUAAAAUUAAAUUUACGAUUUUUUCAUUUUUGUUAUUUGGUCAAUUUCUAGGCAGAAUCAGCCGGAUUUGCUCCGGGCUUUACUGUGCCUAAUACUUCAACAGGAAUUAAAAGAAACAGCGUGAAGGGAAUUUCGACUAGAAUGUUGGGCACAUAUUAUUCACCGAUGUACAAAUUUCUCGAGACAAAAUUGAAAACGGAAACGUCAGAUUUCAUGGAAAAAGAAACAGAAAACAUUUCGGAAAAAGAAGCUACAGAUUUAUUAGAAGACUCAAUUUUGGGAAUUCAUAAUGAUUUUGAAUCUUCAAGUAAUGUUUUUGAUACUCAAGAACGCCAAAACUUUAAUUUUGGAUUCGAUGCUGAAAAAGACGUUGAGUUGAUUGCUUCUAAACAAGAAGAAAAAUGUAAAAAAGAUAAAGUGAGUAAUGGUUUGAACUUUUACGGACGGCUACUUUAUUUUUCUGACUUUAAUUUUUUGGAAUAAGAUUUUAAACGAUGAUUUAAACAUAAAGCAAAAAAUUAGCAUGUUUUUAAAAUCUGUUGUACAAAUACGAUUGCAGGAUCUUGUCAAGUUUUGGUUCCAGCGAUAUCGUUUGUUUUCUCGUCUCGACGAAGGCAUUUUAAUGGAUCGGGAGGGGUGGUUUAGCGUAACUCCAGAAAGAAUAGCCGAAAAUAUAGCACAAAGAAUGAUUUCAAAUCCGGGCGAUAUUAUUUUGGACGCUUUUACUGGUGUGGGAGGGAAUGCCAUUCAAUUUGCGCUUCAAGGAGCUUACGGUAAGUUUUUAUUUGAAUAGAAAAACUAAUUUUUUAUCACUUUACUCAAAACGCCCGCAUUCAUAAAUGUAAAGUCUAUCUUAAUCUUUUUGUUUAUUUCAGUAUAUGCAAUCGACUUGGACCCGAUUCGCCUGAAGUGCGCAAGAAGAAAUGCCGAAAUUUACGGUGUAGCCGAUUACAUAACGUUUAUUUGUGGAGAUUUUUUUGAUAUUGCUAAGGCAUUUUUGGGAAGCCGGAAACCAUCGUCGGAUGAAGGUUCAUCAUCAUCACCACAAUCAAGCGAAAACCUUUAUUCAAUCACGGCAGUCUUCUUAUCACCACCAUGGGGUGGGCCUAGCUACGGGGCCAAGACUUUUGACAUAAAAGAAAUGGGCGGCUUAGAUGGCAUUGAGAUAUUUAGGUUGGCUGAAAAGAUAUCUCCGAAUAUUGGGUAUUUUUUGCCAAAGAAUACACCAGUCGAUCAGGUAAAACAUUCCUUCUUAGUUUUAAUGUUUUUAAAUUUUAGAUCGUGUCACUAGCUAACAACUACAAGAAAGUGGACAUUGAGCAAAGUUAUUUGAACGGAAAAAGAAAAGCAAUAACAGCGUAUUACGGGGAUUUGGCUUCAUCUCCAACACGACUGGAAACAUCAUCAGAACAAUAG
Messenger RNA from Bursaphelenchus okinawaensis, 2250 nucleotides. The record is from the annotation of a GenBank genome assembly. Lineage: Eukaryota; Metazoa; Nematoda; Chromadorea; Rhabditida; Aphelenchoididae.